AUGUUAAAUACUGUUUUUAAUAAAAAUUGGAAUUACUUUAUUUGCUUUUUUAUAAUUACUUUUUUGUUGAUUUAUGUGACUUAUUUUCAACAGAAUAUUGACGAUAGAAUAAGUGUCUUCAAAAUAUUUCAUGUUUUUCAAAGCUUGAUGAUAUUACAUAUCAUUUGCUCGCCAUUUCAUUUAGCAGUUACCUUGUUUUGGUUAUUAUUUCCUUUACGUUCAUUUUCUCAGACUUAUUGUGCAGCAGGUACUUACCCAUUAAACUCUGAAUGUUUGCCCUGUUCUUCAGGGACUUAUAAAUCAAAUUCAGGAAAUUCUUCUUGUACGCCUUGUGCAGAAGGUAAAUACAGUCAAAAUGAAGGUUCAAUUACUUGCACCAAUUGUCCUGCUGGAACAUUUUCAAUUUCUGGUUCUACGGGAUGUUCUGACUGUCCAGCUGGCACCAUGUCUACAGAAAAAUCGGGAAGUUGCACUCUUUGUUCUGCGGGUUAUUACUCAGUAAGAGCAGCUUCUGUUUGUUUGGAGUGCCCAGCAGGUUCUUAUUCAUCAAAAAUUUCUUCAAGUUGCACGUUGUGUGGGAUGGGAACUUACUCGACAGCUCAUUCGUCUUCUUGCAAGAAUUGUAGUCAGGGUUAUUAUACGGAUGAAGUCGGUACCUCUGAAUGUAAAAUGUGUUCUGCUGGCACCUUUUCUUUGAGUGGUGCUACUAUUUGUACAAACUGUCCAGCUGGUCAGACGUCAAAUAUAAGAAGUUCAGCUUGUACAAAUUGUACUGAUGGUUAUUAUUCCAAUUCUGGUGAUCAAACUUGCACAAUAUGUCCAGCUGGAUAUUUUUCAAAGAGCGGAAACGCCACUUGCACUAUUUGUCCAGCUGGAACAUAUUCCGCAGAAGGUGCCUCAAUCUGCGCACGAUGUAGUCAGGGUUAUUACUCAAAUGAAGGAGCUACAGCAUGCACAAAGUGUGAGAGUGGAUACGUUUCUGGAUAUGGGGCACAAACUUGUACAAUAUGUCCAGCUGGAACAAAACCAAAUUAUUACAACUCUACUUGUUCAAAUUGUGGUGAUGGUUAUUAUUCCAAUUCUGGUGAUAAAACUUGCACAAUAUGUCCAGCUGGAUAUUUUUCAAAGAGCGGAAACGCCACUUGCACUAUUUGUCCAGCUGGGACAUACUCCGCAGAAGGUGCUGCAAAUUGCACAAAUUGUGGUCGAGGUUUUUACUCAAAUGAAGGAGCUACAGCAUGCACAAAGUGUGAGACUGGGAGUGUAUCUAUUACUGGGUCUUCAUCAUGUACGAUAUGUCCGGCUGGUACUAAACCAAAUUAUUAUAAUUCUACUUGCACAAAUUGUAGCAGUGGUACUUACUCGAAUUCUGGUGAUAGUACUUGCACGAAGUGUCCAGCUGGCUAUUUCUCAAAAAGUGGAGACGCAACAUGUAGUGCUUGUUCAGCUGGAAAUUAUUCUGCGGAAGGUGCUUCAAGUUGUUUACAAUGUGAACAAGGUUCGUAUUCACAUGAAGCAGCUUCCAUUUGUACCAAAUGUGAGAGUGGAUAUGUAUCAGUGGCCGGGUCAUCUAUUUGUACGAUAUGUCCGGCUGGCUAUAGACCAUAUUCAUAUAAUUCAACAUGUAAAAUCUGUGACAGUGGUUAUUAUUCUAAUUCUGGUGAUCAAACAUGUACAAAGUGUUUAGCUGGCUAUUUCUCAAAAAGUGGAGAUGCAACAUGUACUAUUUGUCCAGCUGGUACUUAUUCAAAUGCAGGCGCUUCAGGUUGUUCAAAUUGUGGUCAGGGUUCUUAUUCAAAUGAAGGAUCUUCAGCAUGCGUAAUGUGUGAGACUGGGAGUGUAUCGGUAGUUGGGUCGCCGUCUUGUACAAUAUGCCCUGCUGGAACAAAACCAGAUACAUCGAACGCUACUUGCAUAAAGUGUAGUAAUGGAUAUUACUCCAAUGCUGGUGAUCAAUUGUGCACACAGUGUUCAGCCGGCUAUUUCUCAAACAGUGGAGACGCAACAUGUACUGCUUGUCCAGCUGGAUCUUAUUCGGGUAAAGGUUUUUCAAGUUGUUAUAAAUGUUCAAAUGGGCAAUCAUCAAAUGAAGGUUCGUCUUCAUGUUAUAAAUGUUCUGCUGGGUAUUUUUCCAAUAGUGGAGAUGCGACUUGCACAAAAUGUGCUGCCGGAUAUUAUUCACUUGGUGGUACUAAUACAUGCACAGAUUGUCCACUUGGGACUUACUCCACUUUAGGAUCAUCAGGAUGUAUCGAGUGUGGAAUUGGCACGUAUGCACCUUCGAAAUCUCCAAGUUGCAUUGACUGUCCCGCCGGCACUUAUAACAACAAAAACAAACAAAGUGUUUGUCCAGUAUGUUGGGCAGGAACAUAUUCAAUUCAAAAUAGUGUUGCCUGUUUGGAUUGUCCAGAUGGCACCUAUUCACUUACAAAUUCAUCGAGUUGUACCAAAUGUAAUUCUACGUGUUUAACUUGUUCUGUGACAACCGGUAAAUGUACUUCUUGCCCUGCUGGUAGGUAUUUGACCAAUUUAAAUCAAUGCCCUUUGUGUGCUGCGGGGUACUUUUCUCUAGAAAACAGUCCCGGUUGUACAGCAUGUGCAAGUGGUUUUUAUUCCAAUGAAGGAUAUUCGGCAUGUAUCGAAUGCAAUAGCACUUGUAAUAAGUGUGAUAGUAAAAGUGGAAAUUGCACUUUAUGUUUUGUAGGGAAUUAUCUUUUUGAAGGGAAAUGUUUGAGUUGUAAAUUGGGUACUUAUUCGUCAACAAUGGCAGCAACAAAAUGUACAACAUGUCCAGAAAUGACUUACACGCUGUCUUAUGGAAGUUUUGCGUGUUUACUAUGUAAUUCUUCAUGCAAGAGUUGUGAUAAUACAAACGGAGACUGUCUUUCUUGUUAUCAGGGAAGCGUUUUAAAAAAUGGAAAAUGUGAAAUGUGUCCAUCCGGGUCAUUUUCAUUAAAUGGAGUCUGUACUUUGUGUGGGUUGGGAACGUUUUCAAACCAAAACUCCACUUCUUGUAUUGAGUGCACAGAUGGAACAUUUUCAAAAGAAACUGGCACUACUACAUGUCAAAACUGUGAUUCGAAUUGUCUUAAUAUAUGUGAUAAAACAACCGGUAAAUGUAAGUGUGUUGCUGGAUACAUUUUUACCGAUUAUCAAUGCAAAGGCUGUGAUGCAGGGUUUUAUGCAAAUCGAGUCACGGAUAGAUGUGACAUUUGCCCAUCAGGUUCAUACUCCGAUGUCGCCUCUUCGUCGUGUAAAUAUUGCUCAGAAAACACAUUUUCUUAUCAACAAUCAUCAAAAUGUAGUUCAUGUGACUCGAAGUGCAAUGGUUGUAAUCCUUCCACUGGUGAUUGUACUUUAUGUAUUUUUGGAUACGAAUUAGUUGAUAAAAAUUGUCAAAUUUGUGGAGUUGGAACAAAAGGAGUCAAUUCAAAAUGUGAAACGUGUCUAAAUAAUACGUUCCAGAAUGAGACUGGAAAGACAUUUUGUUAUGAAUGUGACAUCAGUUGUCAAACAUGUGAUUAUAUGACUGGUCAAUGUUUAACAUGUCAAGCUGGAUACGGUUUUAAUGAUGGGAAGUGCACAAAAUGUUCUGAUAAAACAUUUUCAAAAGGAGGAAAUGAUGUCUGUGAAAACUGCCCAACAAAUUGCACAUAUUGUGUAUCUACAACUGGAGACUGUUCGAUUUGUCCAUCUGGACAAAAGGAGGUUGAUUCCAUUUGUAUUUCAUGUUCUUUAAAUGGAAAUUGUGCGAUGUGCUCAACAUUAGAAACUGAAAGUGAAAGGAUUUGUAAACAAUGUGAGUUUGGCUACUUUUUAAAAGAUAAAGAUUGUCUUGAUUGUCAUGAGAUACACACAAAUUGCGAGAAAUGUUCCCAAAGUGAAAGUGUGUGUAUGAGUUGCAGUGACAAUUAUAUAGUUAGAAACAACAAUUGUUCAAAAUGUGAAACUGGUACAAUAAAAAGUACCACAAAAGAGUGUGUGAAUUGUUACGAAGUUAUUCCAAAAUGCCAGAUUUGUGAAUAUGAAAGAAAUAUACAAAAGUGCACAAAGUGUUUUGAGCCGUAUUACCUUUCUGAUGAUAAUAUUUCUUGUUUACUUGCUUAUACAACAACAUCACAUUACAAUUCAUCAACAGCAAAUAAAAUUGAAAAUAACGAAGGAUGUACAAAUCAAGUCGAUAACAACUGUUUUGGCUGUGAUGAAACUCAUUAUUUGAUAAAUUAUAAAUGUGAACAAAAUAAUGACACAAAGUGCUUAAAAUACUCAACAAAGUCGUGUGACAAGUGCAGCACAAACGUGAUUUCUUUAAAUGGAAAAUGUGAUAUCGAAGCAGACUGUAAAUAUCAGAAGAAUUAUUUGAAUGGAAGUAAUUCCGAGUGUUAUUUCUGUGACAAAGAAAUUGGCUGUGGUAAAAUUGAUAAUUGUGACGUGGCACAAAAUGAUUAUUGUUACAGGGCAAAUGAUUUUUAUUAUACAAACGAAAGUGGUGAAAUAACAAACUGUGGAGCAUCCAAAAAGUGUCAAAUGUUUAAUGGAAAGAAAAUAGACUAUGUUUGUAAUACAAAUACUCUAUUAUCAGAUGACAACGUUUGUAUUGUUGAUUUAACGUGUAUAGCAAUUCAACAUAGUCGAUGCGUCAAAUGUAAUUCAGAUCAACAUUUGGCAUAUGGAAGUUGCAUAACAAAUGACAACGAAUGUUUGAUACAAAACAAAGACUAUUGUAUUAAGUGCAAUUCAAAAAUGAUGAGUGAAGGUCGGUGUGUAUCUUUCGAUGACAUCAAAUGCUUAAAUCAUGAUGUUAUUUGCAUAUCUUGCGGUGAAGGGUUUUAUAAAGAUGUCAAUGAAUGUAAAAACAAAAAUGAGAAUUAUCCAAAUUGUAUUUAUGUUGAUGUUGCAAAUGAAAGUUGUUUUGAAUGCGAAGCGGAGUUUUAUUUGGAAAAUGGUGGAUGUGUGUUAUUGAGCAAUUCGACUUCAAAUGUUACAAAUAGCACAGACAACACAACUGAUAUCAAUAACAAUACAAUGAGUGAUUUAAUAACAGACAAAAAUUAUAGACAAGAAAGAAUUAAGCAAAACAUAAAAACAGAAGAAACAGACAAUUUAUUUGAAUCGAAUUGUAACAAGAAAAGUCCCAAAGGGUGUCAAAGGUGUUCAGAUGGUUAUUAUUAUUUAAAGGGUGAAUGCAUUGAAUGUGAAUAUCCCUGCAUCAAUUGUUACAAUAAAACUUAUUGUACGUCAUGUGAUCAGUAUUCAUACAUAUCAAAUGGUGGUCAAUGCACAGCUAUCAAUGACAUAUUUAAAUUGUGUGAUUUGAUGAAUCCUGACUACACUGGCUGUGUUGUUUGUAAAAAUGGAUACAUGCGAUCGUCUGAUGGCAAAACUUGUGAACCGUGUGAUAUAUCAUGUUCUACAUGUACAAACAAUGGAAAUUGUAUAUCAUGCAAUGAAAGUUAUUAUCGAACGCCACAAAACUCGACAUGGUAUUGUAAUCCACAGUCUGAGUUACUUCAUUGUUUAAAUGUCACUGUUGAUGGGUGUAUUGUAUGUGAAAGGGGGUAUUACAACAAAGACAACACAUGCGAAAAGUGUCAUGAAAAGUGCAAUGAAUGUUCAAAAAUUGAUAUUUGUACAAAUUGUAGUGAAAACAACAUUUUGGUGAAUGACUUCUGUUAUGAAUUUUCAAUUAUUCCAAAUUGCAUUUCAUCAUCAAACAACGUCUGUACAAAAUGUUCUGAAAAUCACGAAUUAAGUAGUGAUAAACUUUCUUGUGACAAAAUAGUGAGAUAUGGACUCAUAAUUGGUCUACCAGUGAGUGUCGUCUCAAUAUUAAUAAUAAUUAUUAUUAUAAUUAUAGUAAUAACAGUUAUUAUAAUUCAGCGUCGUAAAAGAAAAAUCGAAGAACAAAAGAUUUGCGUGUUUGAUAUGAAACGAUCGAAUAUAGAAAUGGUGAUACUAUCGGGUGAUGUGAUGGUCAAUAUGAAAUCGUUAAAUUUUAAUGAAGAUGAAAAACUACUUUUAGUUGACAAAGAAAGCCGUUCACUUCUUUGUGUUGGAAACAAAUCAAAAAGUAAUAUGAAAGUCCAAAUCACCACAAAAGAAAACUGUGAAAAAUAUUCAAUUCGAACUGAACCAAAAUUGGUGAAUUUAAAAAGUGGGUUUGCUUGCGAAUUUGAAAUAUUUAUAACGCCGCAUUGUACUUUGAAUUUAAAUGACAAUAUCGUCAUUAUCACACUUAAACUGAACAGUGGUGAGGUGUGUACUAACAAUUUUAAAAUUGUGUGUGCCACUGAAAACAGCACCAAACUUGAUUACGACGAAUUGAUUGAAGAGAAGAAACUUGGUGAAGGCUCAUUUGGUGUUGUGUUUAAAGGCACAUUCAGAGGAAACACAGUUGCAAUCAAAAAGAUGAAAAACAGCAAUGAAGACAAAGAAAAAUGUGACGAGUUUGAGAAGGAAGUGAGUAUGUUAGACAAGUUCAGAAAUGAGUAUAUAGUCCACUUCUAUGGUGCUGUAUUUAUACCAAGUCACAUUUGCAUGGUUUCUGAAUUUGCAGAAUAUGGGAGUUUACAGGAUUUGAUCAAACACAAAAAGAGUGAUGAAGUUGACAUGAAGUUGCGUGUCAAAAUGCUGUUGGAUGCAGCAAAGGGAAUAUUGUAUUUACACGAGAACGGGAUAUUGCACAGAGACAUCAAACCAGACAACAUUCUUGUCUUUUCAAUUGAACUAAACGAUGGUGUCAAUGCAAAGCUGACUGACUUUGGAAGUGCAAGAAACGUCAAUAUGAUGAUGACCAACAUGACAUUCACAAAAGGUAUCGGAACUCCAAAAUACAUGGCACCAGAAAUUCUUAAUAAACAACACUACAAGAAACCAGCUGACGUGUAUUCGUUUGCAAUCACUAUGUACGAGUGCUUUGGUUGGACAGACCCAUAUCCAAAACAAAGUUUUAUGUUUGCUUGGUCCAUAGCUGAUUUUAUUUCGUCGGGAAAACGCCUUGAAAUAAUUGAUGGUAUUCCAAACAAUGUAUAUGAUAUUAUAUCUGCUUGUUGGCGACAAGAUACUGAAAAUCGAAUGCAAAUUAAUGAUGCUGUUAAAAUGCUUCAAAGAUAUUUUGAUGAUAAUUGA
Messenger RNA from Entamoeba invadens IP1, 7128 nucleotides. RefSeq names its product protein serine/threonine kinase, putative. NCBI's taxonomy places the organism in Eukaryota, Evosea, Mastigamoebida, Endamoebidae. Gene Ontology annotation, molecular function: ATP binding; protein binding; protein kinase activity. The transcript is spliced from 3 exons. The coding region runs from base 1 to 7128 and encodes 2375 amino acids. Gene Ontology annotation, biological process: protein phosphorylation. The record is from RefSeq and is a predicted model, not a curated record.